AUGACAGAUUCUGUUCCACAAACUUCAUGUUCAAAUCAUUAUUAUAUUUCUUCUGGUAUUGCCAAAUUUAACAUAACAUGGAAUAUUCCCAAUUUUACAAAAAUUAGAAAAGUUUACCUAAAGAAUUUGAAUUUAAAAAGUUUGCCAUUCGAAGAUAAAAAUUUGUCUGGUUUAUUUUGGGAAAUUCAUCUUAGUGAUGGUAAUUAUCAUGAAGAACUAAAACUAAGCUUAAGAUUGAAUUCAAAAAAUGCUGAAAGUAAUGUUACAGCAGGAAUAUUAUCAAUAUCAACUACUAUGAAUAAUUCCACUGUUAAACAGUUUGAAAACAUUUGUGUUCUUUCAAAUAAUGAAUUUAUUACAGCCCUUAAUUUAGCUGGACAUAAAAGUACACUUGAUAAUGAUUCUUUAACUAUACUUUUAGAAAUUAAAUAUGCUUUGAAUGAAAAUAAGCAUAAUUUUAUUUCUAGUAGCAUGACUUCUGAUACAUUGGACGGAGAUUGUACAAUUAUUUGUGGUGACAAAAAACUUAUGGUCAUUAAAUUUCGACUUACUUUAUUUAGUCCUGUGUUUAAAGCCAUGUUUUCUAACAAAAAUACAUCAGAAUCAAAAACAAAUUGUAUUGUAAUUUCUGAUUCAUCAAUUGAAGAAGUAGGAUAUAUGGUUUAUUUUUGUUAUAAUUUAAAACUACCACAAAAUCUUAGUGUAGAAGAUUUUACAAAAUUAUUAAAAUUAGCUGAUAAAUAUGAAAUUAAAUUACUUAAAUUUAAGUGUGAAGAAAUACUUAUGGAUGAAAUAUCAAAUGAUAAUGUUUGUGAUUUUCUUGAACUUGCUGAUACUUAUCAUUCUAAAAUCUUGAAGGAAAAAUGUAUUAAAAAAAUAAAACAAUCGUUUCUUAUCGUAUCAAAUGAUGAAAAAUUUUUACAUUUAAGGAAAAAUAGUCCAAAAUUGAUUAAUGAAGUUUAUGAAUUUAUCUUUUUGAAAAAUAAAUCUCAUAAAAUUGAGUGA
Strongyloides ratti is the source of this 1005-nucleotide messenger RNA. Its product is annotated as Speckle-type POZ protein. Gene Ontology annotation, biological process: proteasome-mediated ubiquitin-dependent protein catabolic process; regulation of proteolysis. The record is from RefSeq and is a predicted model, not a curated record. The transcript has 4 exons. Gene Ontology annotation, molecular function: ubiquitin protein ligase binding. Gene Ontology annotation, cellular component: cytoplasm. Lineage: Eukaryota; Metazoa; Nematoda; Chromadorea; Rhabditida; Strongyloididae. Bases 1 to 1005 code for a protein of 334 amino acids.